Molecule: messenger RNA, 1001 nt
Organism: Monascus purpureus
Lineage: Eukaryota; Fungi; Ascomycota; Eurotiomycetes; Eurotiales; Aspergillaceae
Source: the annotation of a GenBank genome assembly
AAAGCAUCAAAACGUCAAACGAAAAAAAAAAAAGAAAGAAAGAAACCCCCUUUCAAUCGUAAAGCAGAUGCAAAACGUCCGGGUCGCUAGCGGAUGGAGGGACGUCCUGAUGUGGGAAUCUUAUGCCACGGCAAGAAGCGCCCGGCAGAACACGAACCAGAUGCUGAUCAACCACUGGCAAAGAAAUUCGGACGCCUACAGAUCGACGCAUUAGCGAAUCAUAGCGGUCUCGAGAAUCGGGAAACGCCUCUCCCUCUUGAACGUUCGUCAAACUCAACUGAUGCAAUGUUACUUGAUGAUACUAAAGAUACAACCUAUAUUCACGACUUGGCGCGCGAGAUAGCAGAGGCUGAAGCAGAAGAGCUUCAAGUUUCAUUUUUGCCCGGGAUUGUGGAGAAACUAACACCGAUCCCGAAAGCAAUUCUGGCAGGUCCGAAGCCGCAGAGCAACGAACUCGUUCUCUACCGGGAACCUACGUCUUUGACAAUGCCGAAGGAACAUGACUGUAUACGAAGGGCUAUAAUCGACUCGAAGGAACGAGCAAGAGCGAAGCGGACCCAGCCUCGGAAAUUCACGCCAGAUUCUCUAAGCCAUGUGAGGGACGUAGAUCACGGCAAUUGCGACACCAUUUGUAACGAGGACGCAAUGGACAUUGAUGUUGAGCGCUAGUUUCGUGGGUGCUUAAUAUAAGCGUCUAUGAUGACCAUUGUAGUGUGUCCUUGGGUUUUAUAUACGAUGGGUGGACUGUGCAUAAGAAUGAUUAAACGAACGAGAUUUUGAUCUACUAUGGUUCAUGGAAGAAUGGUUCAUCUGACUCCAGCGGAGCUUCAGGAGGACUAAGAACACUUCGAGGUGGUUCAGGGGCCUGCAGAGAUAUAUCAAAUGGCUGGCUCUAGGUGUUACAUGUGGUGAGCAUAGACAUCCAUGGAUACGUGAAUCAAUAUCUGCAUAAAUGCAUGGGAUUAUUACUAUUUAGAUUCUCCGCAGAGUAAUAGUAAGAA